AUGAUUUUUACUGCACCACAUUAUUUCAAAGAUAGGCAUUGUGGUUAUUGUAAAGAUUCAAAGAUAGAUCAUUAUGCUUUACAACUGCAAUGGAAUGGAUCCAAGGAUGUUGCAAUUGAUGAAAAAGAAUCAAUUUUAAUUGGUACUCAAAUUUUACAAAUGUCUUGUAAUGAAUAUGAUAAAUUAAUUAAUCAAGGUUUUAGAAGAUCAGGUAAAUUUUUAUAUAAGCCAGAUUUAUUAAAGACUUGUUGUAGAUUAUAUACAAUUAGAACAAGUUCCAAAUAUCUUAAUUUAUCAAAACAUCAUCGAAAAAUAAUUAAUAAAUUUAUUAAAUUAAUUGCACCCAACUUAAAAUUACCAGCCAAAAAUACAUUUGAUUUUAGAAAUUUGUAUGAAGCUCAAUUGGAAUCAAAAAAUUUUAAAACUAUAAUUGAACCAAGUAAAUUUACAAAAGAAAAAUUUGAAUUAUACAAAAAAUAUCAAAUCAGAGUACAUAAUGAUGAUCCAAAUGAUAUUUCAGAAAAUUCUUUCCGACGAUUCUUAUGUGAUACUCCAUUUCCACAAGAAGAAGUAAAAGGUAAUACUCAACAAUUUAAAGAUUUAAAAAUUGAAAAUUGGAAUAAAGAAAAUAAGAAAAGAAUUGGCCCGACGCAUGAAUUGUACUACCUCGAUGAUAAACUAAUUGCAAUAUCAAUCAUGGAUUUCCUUCCGUCUGGUAUUUCAAGUAUUUAUUUUAUUUGGGAUCCAGAUUAUGCCUAUUUAUCAUUAGGUACACUUUCGGGAUUGAAAGAAAUUCAAAUGUGUGAUAAAUUAGGCUAUGAUCAUUAUUAUUUAGGUUAUUAUAUUCAAGAUUGUGAAAAAAUGAAAUAUAAAAAACAAUUUGGAGGAGAAAUAUUAGAUUUAGCUAAUGAAAUAUAUUUUCCGUUUGAAAAAGUGGAUAAAUUUUUAAAUAAUAGAUUAUUCGUAAUUGGAGAAAAAGGACAAAAUAUCAUUCAAGAAUUGGAGGUUGAAAAUAAAGGUGAGCCAAUAGAUUAUGAGGAUUCAGAUUUUAAAGAUAAAGAGUUAAUAAACAUAGCUGAGGAUAUAUAUGGGAAUGAUGAAAUUUCUCAAGAUGCUGAAGAGUGUAAACAAAUUUUAAAAGACAAGUAUAAAAUCAAAGUUAGUACAUUGACGGAAGUACCAAAUAUUAUACCUGGUUCAAUUCCAAUAUGGCAAAUAAUAGAAUGGUUUGAAAAUGAGAAUUUAGAUUUAGAUUUUGAGGUUGAAUUAUUUAUAAAUGGUCAAAUUGUUGAUUUUAAAUUACGAGAUUUAAUACCUGAAGGAAGAGGUUUAAUUAUUGAUUGUAUUAGAAUAUUUGGAUUAGAAUUAAUACAAGAUUCAGUAAUAAUGGUAAGUUAA
Molecule: messenger RNA, 1398 nt
Organism: Insectozyma verbasci
Lineage: Eukaryota; Fungi; Ascomycota; Pichiomycetes; Serinales; Debaryomycetaceae
Source: the annotation of a GenBank genome assembly